Molecule: messenger RNA, 32905 nt
Organism: Cinara cedri
Lineage: Eukaryota; Metazoa; Arthropoda; Insecta; Hemiptera; Aphididae
Source: the annotation of a GenBank genome assembly
GUUCUCGCGGUAGUGUGUGCGUGUGCGAUUCUGCGUGUCGCCCAUCGACCGCGGACUUGUGUAAUAUCAACGCACUCUCGCGUUCGCCGCAUCGCACGUGCGACACACAGAGCGUUUAACGGUUUACCGUGGUACGUCGCGCGUCCGUUUUCCGCCCGCGGUCACGGUGAUUUUCGCUGGACGCCGACGCGCUAUCGUUGUCGUUGACGACCGCGAGUUGUUGCCGUUGUCGCGGUCGUUCCUACUCUCGUCGCCGCCGCCCACGCGUACUAUCACGCGCGCAUACGACGCGCACCGCGUCCGCGGUUAUUAUUGUGCACGCGCGCAAUAACCGGACGUCGAACGGCACCGCCGCCGUCGUAGUCAUGUCCGACGAAGCACCUCCGCCGGCGCCGCCGUCACAGACAUCGCCACCACUUACGCCGCUGCCGCCGCCGCCGCCGCCGCCGCCACCGCCACCGGCACAACAAUCGGACGACGACGGUGAUGGAGGUGGUGACGGAGAAGACGGCGGCGAAGACGUUGCUGUGCCGGCACCAGAAGCGUCCACUGCGGCGGCCGACCGGGGUAAGAAAAUAACUUUGCAUGCGAGGGCGCGGGGCGUCAUAGUAAACACAGUAUGAAUAUUUUACGAGCCCGCGUGAUGGUAAACAUUAAGUACGACGAGCGCGUUGCCAAAGUCGUGUACUGCCCGUGCUCGUAUAACAAUAUAAUAUAGCGAACGUCGAACCCCGCUCCCCCCCCCCCCCCCCCCCCCCACCCGCCCCCUCAGACCUCCGUUUUCUCCGGUACAGACGAUAUCGAUUCGUCCGAUUACAAUCGGACACACAUUGAAAAGGCGACCUUUUGUCGUGCGUAUUAUAUCACUUGUCUCCCCGUCACCCCACGGCCAAUUAAAUAUACCUGCAUACGCAUGUAUCCGUGGCAACGGGAUUACAGGGAAAGGGACGUUCGGGUUGUUGAAAAUCCCUCCAAUCUCGGGGAUGGGGAGGGGGAAAUAAUUUAAAAACAAUUUAAUACGGUCCGCUUUCAUAGCGGAUCUGCGCAAAUCCAAAACCAAUGGGUAUUUAUUUAAUUGUUCAAGGAACACCUUAUCAAUCGUGUCACUCUCUCAACGAUUGCAGUAUCCGACUAUAAAACAUAACAUAUAGAUCAACAAAAUUGUAAGUAAUAACACGUAUAUAGUUAAUAAACAAACAAAACAAUAUUCCGCCAAUUAUAUUAUAUUGUAUAAUAUAUGAUAGUUUAAAACAAAUUACGAUUACAUUUGAAGUUUGAUACGAUUGUUUUGAUUAUUAUUGGUAGGCACGUAUCAUUUAUUCAGUAUUAUAAACAUUGUUCCCAUAAUAAUAUACACUUUGGAUUGCUGACUAAAAUAUGGAAGUAUAUAACUACGUAAUCCCCAAAACUAUAAAAUUCCGAAAUAUUAAGUUCCUAAAGCGAGUUCUAAAUAUAUGUAAUACACUUUAUUCUGAAACUAUACGCGCACCCCCGCAACCUGACCGCCAUAUAGUCGCAAAGUCCUAAAAACUCCAACUGUCAAAUCUCGCCGUAUUCCAAAAGCUGACCGAAAAUGUACAGCGUUCGAGUGGCUUAAUCAUACACCACGCUCCUGAAAGUUUUCAAAACGUGCCCAUUAUAGUUCCGUUGCACUUCACAAACAGUCUCACUUACCCUAUCUAUGUCUCGCAACAGUCGCAACAAAUUGACGUCACAAUAUUAUUAUUAACCCGUUUUACGGUUUCGGGCGAAAUUGUCCAAUCCGAAGCUGCGAAUUUACGAUAAACUAUAUGCAAAGUUAUGUCUUUUCUUUUUAAGGGACAACGGGCUGUAUGACGAAAGCGAAUAGCCGUCCAUUUUUUGUCCUCCGGUGUUCUCUCUCCGUUGUUCUCCAGGUUCCACCGCUUCUACAUCCCUACCAACACAUCUUAAGCGAGGUCGGCAUUAGUAGUGACUUUCCGGUCGGGUUGUUUUCUAUAACAUCCCUUAUUGUCGGUCCCUGUUUUUCCAUGCGUCAUCGCAUGUACUGCACAUUUUAUUAUUUUCGCUGACAUUUAUUUUCGUGAUGCUAGGGCAUCCUCACGUUUUCCAAACAAUUAUUUUCAGAACUUUUCUUUCGAAAACUUUCAGGUUCCGACCUUUUGCACGUCUGUUACGCAAUCAUAAUAACGUGCGCUUUUUUCGAAAAACACUGUCCACUCGUGGAACUAUUCAAACCGAAUUCAGUUUUUGUAAGUACAACCAUUAGUUUUUUCAUUAAGUACCUAUUAUUAUUAUUAUCAAUAGAAGCCUGUCCACGAAUAACAAUUCGAGCCGAUUAUGUAAUAAUAAUUGUAAGUGCUCGUUAACCGAGUUGUAGGAGGUAGGUAGGUAUAUACUUUUUGUUUCGUUAUUAUAUAGUCUCAAGGCCACGACGUAACGACGUACAACGUCAAUACUAUGUGAAUAAUAAUGUUAUUAUAUCAUUUUUUUUUUUUUUUUUGAGAAACUAUCAAUACAAAUGUCUAUCACAUUCGACCGAAAAAUUCGUCGUACACACGUACCUAUCCAUAUAUAUUUAGGUAUAUUAUAAAAUAUAUUGCAUUCAAGGCGAAAGCUAAAAGCGUUGAAUUAUUUAAUUUCCGAAGGAAAGAAAAAAAGAAAUACGAGUUCGGUAGAAUAUUGUAAUAUACCUACCACCGGCGUCCCGUUUGAGAAUUUUAUGCGCGACGAUACAUUUAUAACACGGCGCGUACAAAAAGACCGCAAAAGGUUUUCGGUUAAAUCGGUUCGCGUGUAUAUUAUUACGGUUAAAUGAUCGUUCGGACGCCGGUGAUCAAAAGCGUUUAUCACAUGCUAAUAUAUUUAUAAUGUCGGACUACUGGUUUAGUGUAGGCACACCUUGAAGAAUUAUUAUUUUAAAUAUUCUCUUUCUCUCUUCUAACGCUAUGAUGACAAUAUGAUGAUUGCUAUCAUGUUGUACAAUAUACUGAGGAUUUUUGUCGCCAUCACUGCACUUCACCGUCUGUCUCUGUCUCGAACUAUCUAUGCCUCAUUCCCUGCAGGCCUUCCAAAUCCCCUUCUACCACGUCAACCCAUCUUUUCGUGGGUUUUCCUCUAGGUCUUCAACCCCGAGGUUUUCACUCCGUAUCUCAUCACGUGACGUAACCAUUGAAUUCUUUGGUCCUUAACGUAACUGAUAUUGGUGCUGAUUCCGUCAUAUCGCACAGCUCUUUAACUUCCCCAAUUCCUCGUUGUUUUAUCGAUGACGGGCCCACAUGAUAUUUUCUUCUAGAUUGAGUUCUAAAAUGUUCUCAAGCUUCUCUCUGUUUGGUCGUCGACCGAGCUUCGCGUCCAUACGUUAAAAUUGGUCUUAUAUUAAUGGCUCGGAUGAAAAUACUCGAAUUUGAAAAAUAAUCAAAAAGUUCUGUUUUGUUUUGUUUUUUUUUAAUUUAGGCGUAUUACUACUGUUAUUACCCGUUGAUACCGGUUUGAUAAACAGUCAUAGUUUGUCAAUUGCGAUGCCGCCGCCGUCGUCGUUUGUAUUACUCGUCGGGUUUACAAUAUAAUGUAGCUGAUGAUCCGCCGAAAUCUCUGGAUUAUUCGUGUGCACGAAUAAAACUGUUUAAAUGUACACAACAAGUUUAUAUUAUUCUAUACUCGAGUAUAAUUGCGCGUUACACAGCUGAUCAUCUGCGUGACUAAUAUAGGAACACCGACAAUAUCCCGGCUCUAUACAAGUCUGUCAAGAUUACGCGAGGGUUAUACAAAGUGCCAAAUUUAAUAAUCCAAUCUAAAUUCGUUUCGUGUCGAAAUCGUGUUGUUUCUGUAACGGGAUCAGGCGAAUGGUCGUACAAUGUUUCUAAACGACUAGAACCGUCAUCGUAAAUAUCUAUAAUCUACAUAUUACUCCUUAUCUGGCUGGCUUUUGUUAUGAAUGUUAUUUCCCUUCAAUGUUCAAUAAUUUACAAAACGAUAUUUUAUCUCUAAUGUUAUUACUUAUUACACCGACAAUAAUAUUAUUAUUACCGCUCGUCUAUUAAAAUUAUCUAGCUGAAGUGGUUGGUAUACGAUUGGUGUACAUUAUAUUGUACACCGUCGUGUGUUUUACUCAAAUGGUGCCAUAAAAAUAUUUCAGCCGGAUAGACAUGGUUUGAAAUAUAGUUUUUUUUUUUUUUUUAGGAAGAUCGGCGUUCCAAAAUAUACAUUCGUGCAUGCGAAAUGAAACUUACAUUUUCUUAAAUGGAAACGUCUAUUUUUAACAUAGUCCAAUAAUUUUCCUUCUCAAAAAUGACCCGAGAUUAAGAUUCAUUAUAAAUUUCUAGGAUUUUUUUCUAGAAUUUUCAAAACAUUUUGAACUUUUGUUAUUAUACAGAGUGAUCAAUCUACCGUAUGACGAUCAUUAUCUCGGAAAGUAUUAACUUUUUUCGGAAUUUAUUUUAUAGAAUAUUUAAGAAACUAGCAGAUCUGCAAUUUUAUAUUUAUAUUAUCUUUUGUCACCCUUAUUUUUUUGGGAACAAAACUAAUUCCUACUUUUAAUUUUUAAACGACGGCUUAUAUUUAAAAUUCCAUACAUAGAUGGAGUAUUAUCUGAAAUAAUUUUUGAUGUUGAAAUUUUUGAUUUCUGUCGAUCCGUUGACGAGAUUGACGUCGGGAGAGAGUACUGGAGCUUUAUAUAUGACAAAUGUGUGGCGGUGUGGCGCGCUGCAUUAAUAAAUAUAUCAUAAAAUCUUAUGACUCCACUAAAGAUGUGUGAGACCCCCUCAAAAUGUUUACUUAAAUAUUAAAUUAAAACGCCCAACUUUAAAAAAAAUCCUGCGUUCGUUUUGAAUUAAACAUACUGAGUUAGCCCGAACUUAUUCAGUUAUCGUUUUUAUAAUUAUUUAGGUUAGGUUUCCUUAUAUUUUGUGGAACGAAUGACCUAAUCUAGUAUACUAUUAUUUGUAUGUGUUUUUUAUUUAAGGGUCCGAACCAUUUUUACAUAUUGUUAUUGUACACGCGAUGUCCUGCAAUAUAAAACAAAAUAAUGCAGUUAAAUUCUAUAAUAAUACAAUAUUAUGCUGACUAUACACAAGUGCAUUCGACAAAGGUCAUCGCAUACACAAAGGAAGGGUACUUUUAGUAGAUUGAUGUAAUUAUGUGUUAUAAACGCGUGUAAUUGAUUAAUUAAGAACUACAACAGUUGCGAGUUGAAAGGUCGGGGAAAUUUUAACAGCACACGUAGUAAAACCACUUUAAACAAUAUUGUAUUAUUAUAUUACUACAUUAGACCUUUAUUGUGUCAGUGUAUUUAAUUUGUUUACUGCGUGUACAUCAAAAGGAGCCAGUCGUAGUACAUAGUACAUAAUCAGAAUUUCGUAAAGAUUUCGAAGACAAUAUUUGUUAUACCCGUUUAUUCGAUAUAAUUUGUACGGCGUAUCUAUUCAUGUUAAUUUUACUCUUGUAAAAAAAAAAAACUCCUUACAAUUAUUUCGAAAAUAUUAUACGCUUAUAUUUUUACUACGCCAUUGCCUGUGUUAUUUACAAUUUUUCACUUGUCGGACCAAAAUCGCUUUCAAACUUUUAUUCUUCACGAUUUUUUGAAAAUAGUUUUAAAUACAUGUAUUAUAUAUACAACUGCGAGUUGAUAAUAUUAUUGGGUAAAGCGUGUUACACGGUCAUUUUUCAUUACUGUCUCGAAAUUUUUAUUUUAAAAUAUAAAUUUAGUUAUCGUUCUACAGUACAAUAAUAGGUGCGUCAACGUAUUUUUAGACUUCAAGCGGAACGUGGGAGUUAUUAAUUUUAUGCGUUGAUGUGGACGUACGGGAUUUUUUUCUCGGUGUAAUAAUUCCCCGGUACAAAUCACGCUCAAAAAGUUUAAAUUUCAAAAACGUGUUAUAAAAUUAACUUGGUAUAAGUAUAUAGCUAUCUAGCCGAUAACCCCGACGUAGAGGUCGCCCAUUGUAUUUUCCGUAGUUAAAUGCCACGCGAAAAAUUGCGAAAAAAAUGCGCGAAUGAUGUAAUAAUUAUAUAAUGUAAAUGUUUUUCCUAAUUUUUGACCGAAAAAAUAAAUCUCAAAUAUCAUUUUAAAUUCACCCUGUGAAAUAGCUAGUAAUUAUUCCACGCGUCUUAAAAACAUCUACCUAUCUUUCAAAAUUUUUCAAUUUUCAUAACUGAUAUGGAGAUUUCAUCAAAAUUCUCAUGCAUUUGUUGUACAAUAGUAUCAACAACCGCCAGAGGUUAAAGUGAAGAGACGUUAGAAUUAUUAUUCUGACAAAUGUUUAACGAAAAUUAAAAACUGUAAUUGGUUUUAUAAAAAAUACAUUUUUUGCUGGACUCUGUUUGUCUUUAAUUUUAUUGAGAAGAAGAAUUCGUAGGAUAAUACUCAACGGGAGGGGGUGUAGUUUAUAUUUAACUAUUGUCAGUAUAAUAAAUUUACUAACAGAUGUGUUUGCGAAAGAAACGUAUCGGAAGUCUUAUCUCCACGGUGGGUUUGGUAAAAAUUUAUUAAAUUUAGUCAGUUCCCAGGAAAGCUUCUUAACUGGCUCGACUUUUAAGUCGUUUUAAGUUAACAUAUUCUCCCUUCAAGGAUACCCCAUUUUAACAAUCAACUGACUUUUGCAAAAUUCACAGAUGGUUUUAAGUAUUGAACUAGAUUUACAAUUAAUUCAAGAGCCGGCUCUUCAAAUUACCAAAUAACUUUUCUUUUUUUCUAAGCAGAAGCGUACGCAGGAUUUUACUUCAGUUAGGGUUUAUAUUAUAGACAUAGGCGUAUACAGGAGGGAUACCAGGUAUGCCAUGGCAUUCCCUGUGGUCUGCGGGGCAGUUUUUAGUUCUUUACUAUUUAGUGAGGUAUUUUAUAAAAUUUGUUAUAAACCAGUUUUCAUUUAAGAAAUGUUGAUAGUUAAACUUUCGUUUUUUGUUAAAAAAAGAUUAAAUGGUUACAUCACGGUCUCUUUAACCAUGGUUUUCUUCAAGUACAUUUUAGUGAUAUUGGGAGUUGGGAAAUGACAUAUCACUUCGACGCCAGUAAUGUAACCAUUCACGUUACCUUGCAGAGUUGCACAUAACCAAUAACCAAAAAGCAGCCUGAUAACAUUAUUCGUGCAAAAAUUAUUAUUACUAUCAUAAUUUUAACUAGUAAAUAUUGAAUGUUUUUGUAAAUUGUAUAAUUGUGUAAAAAUAAUUUUAAAGAAAAAUUUUGAUUUACGUCUUUAAGAAGGCAGUUAAAAAUUCAUCUAUUUUGAAAUAUACCUACUGGCAUUCCCCGUGAAAAAAGUCGGCGCACGCCUAUGAUUAAAGGUCGAUCCAAGACCCGUGGGGGGGGGGGGGCAGAACUUAUACAUUUAUAAUUCAGUUAAAAAUAUUUGUAGUAACUAUUAUAGUUCAAUUAAAAAUAUGAAAUUGUAUAAUUGGAAAAUAAUCAUAAGAAUUAUAAUCAUAAUGAGCGUCAAAAAUAAUAAUAGCAAUAGUAAGCGUAAUAAUAAUCAGCAUAACAAUGAUAAUAAUAAUAAUCAGUGCAAUAAUAAUAAUAAUAAUCAGUACAAUAAUUAUAAUAAUAAUAAUAACAAUAAGUAUAAUAAUCAGCAUAACAAUGAUAAUAAUAAUAAUCAGUGCAAUAAUAAUAAUAAUAAUAAUCAGUACAAUAAUAAUAAUAAUAAUAACAAUAAGUAUAAUAAUAAUCAGUAUAACAAUGAUAAUAAUAAUAAUCAGUACAAUAAUAAUAAUAAUAACAAUAUAACAAUGAUAAUAAUAAUAAUCAGUACAAUAAUAAUAAUAAUAACAAUAAGUAUAAUAAUAAUCAGCAUAAUAACAAUAAUCAUUAAAUUAGUCUUUUUAUCGUUUUUACAAAGGUAGGAUUUAGAUCCACCCAUCAUGCGAAGUGUCUCCAUCUUUUUUUUUUAUCAAACAUUAAUAUUAAAUUUAAUUAUUUCGCACCCUCCACCCUAUAGUCAAGGUCUGGAGACGCAUCUGCUUUAUCCUCUGGCAAAAUUUGAUAUUAUUCUAAAAAAAAAUUCACGAAAAAGUCUGAAUAAGUUUUAAAUGCUAUUUUUCCCUUCCGUUAUUUGGUCAAAAUUGCAUAAGUGUUUUAGUUUAUGUACAAGUGUAUGCGUUUUUAAAAUCUAAUUUCCUUAUAAUGUCGACUUAAAUCUUUCCCCGAGACCAAAGAUAAAUGCUUGUUAUAAAAUAUUGAAAUAAAUGUAUAUAUUUGUACUUGCGUUUAUAAACCGAAGUCUAUAACAAGUCUAACAAUCAUAACGACUGUCGUGUACGGACGUUGUGAUUAUUUUCUCGGAAACAUUUAUGGGCGGCAAUACACGUUAUAUUAUACACGCUGCCACCAAUACAGGCAGUUGCGGCCGUGUGCUAAAAGUAUGUACGUAACAAUAAACAACUCGCUUUCGGCGAGUUUAACGAAAUAAUUCGGACGCACGACACGUCUUACCCACACAAGACACGCACACCCACGCACACGAAUAUACGAGAGUAAAACGCAUAGCCCGCGAGGAUGUGCAGGACAGUAGAGUAACCGGGAAAAAAAUGUCGGGGGAGGAUUUCCCCCCCCCCCAAUUAUCGUGAAAACUACGCAGAAAAGAAAAGUUACCUCCCCGUUGCACCGGCUAAAUUUGAAACGCUCCAAAAGAAAGCUCUCUUGUCAUUAUAUGAUCGGAGUACAGAGACAGGAAAAAAAGCGUACAUUUCAUGGUAAAACAAUACGCCCAUCUAUUCCUCGCUACGCUCAGAAUCUAAAAUACUCCCUUUUGGGACCAAAAAUACAAUACAGACGAAUAUUAUUAUAGUAAUAAUUCAGCGCGCGUAUUUUAUUAUUAUUACAAAUUUUUUUUUCUUUUUCACAGAUGUCAAUUCCGUCGGAAAAAUUAACACGCGCGUUAUUGUCGGCGUAAACAAUUAAAAUUAAAACGGCAACGAACAAAAGCGUAAUAAUACGCCGUUUCCCGUUUAACGAUAUCGUAGCCCGCGAUCGUGUAAUAUCCCCGCGCAGCAAGUCCGCGUGCCGUCCGACAAUUAACGCGCCGACAAUUUCCCCGCGUGCGUCUACACCGCGCUACACCGUUUACACUGUUGUUGCACUCGUUUUACCACCGUGUCCGGUAUACGCGUACGGUGUAGCUGUGCUCUCCGAAGAAAUACGCCUACAGAGCGUCUCGCGGAGAUCCGACACACGCGAUAUGACUUUUGUCCCGCUCGAUAUUUUUAGAUUCUUGAGAAUUUUCCGGGUUUUUUUUUUUUUUUUCAAAAACAAUUUUGUCUUUAAAGUCCGAGAUAGCGGCAUUUUAUUCAUUUGUUUUGCAAUAAAAAAAAAAAAAAAAAUUUUGGUAUUGCAAAUGUUUACUAUGUAUAUAUAAUGACGAAUCGUUAAUUUUCCACAGUAUCUUUUGAAUUCGACGAUAAUUCCAAUUGUUUUCAUUGUCACCACUAAAUGUGACGUCAAUCGAUUCGCCAAUUUCGUGUAAACUUCCAAAGACCGAUUGUAUAACACUGACGUUUCGUUUCAAAAUAAACGCACAAAAUGUGCAAAUCUCGGCCUUUGUAAUAUAACUAUUUUAAAUUUAAAAAUAAAAAUUUGUAAUGUAAGAAUCGUGUAGCGUAAGAGUGUGCGAGCAAUUGCAGUUAUAACGGAGAUAAACUUAUACACACAUAUUGAACAGAACGAAAGUUUUUGCAUAUGCCAGAUUUCCGUGGGACACCCUGUAUAAAAUAUCGGCCAUAUAAUCUCCGGCGCGAUUUUUAAUUCGUUUACACGCACUGUUUUUCCCUUCCACAUUCGGAACUCGUUUUUUUUCCCUUCUGUUUUUAUUAUUAAACCUACGUUGGCUAUUCCCGCCGGGCCGCUGCCGUUUACGGUCAAAAUAUCCGUACAGGAUUUUAUUAUUAUUAUUAUUUUUUUUUUUUUCAACGCGUCCGUUCAAUUUUCACUCUUGUCCGUUCGCGAGUGUUUGACGCGGUUACGCAUUAUUAAAACGUUACGGCAAUGGGAGGAGGUACCCGCGGAGGAGAAAAGGUCCCCGGCUAUUUUAUUUCGACCGGCUGCGGCGGCGCGACAGUCACGAGACGGACGUAACCGCGCGAAGAUUUUGAUCCGCCAACAUCAUUUAUUAUUAUCUGUUUAGUUCGCGCCGUUAUACAGCAACGAAAUCUCUUCGAAUCGCAAAAAAAAAAAAAAAAAAAAAAUCCGUUUUUGUUUUUCCGCGCCAACAGCCGAACCGUGUCCGCCGAUCAAAACGUCCGCGGCCGCUCCGACCGACUCCUCAUAACAUCAUUACCACCAUAGUACUCCUGCGUAUCGUCCCCGUUGCAAUGGCCGUCCAAUUCGGAAGUGUCCAGUUUUCACUACACGAUUACGGUACGCUUUGCGCGAUUUUCGCGUCUGUGUGAUAACAGCAUACUAGCCGCUAUGCGUUAUACUUUUACUUACAAGGACGACAUUUUCACGCGCGUCGGUUUCGGAUAAAUUUUAACGUUUCCGGUAUUUUACCUUGUAUACAUACAUUUUUUUUAAAAAAACCGUUCAAACGGCACCCAUCGACACCGUGUAUUGUCGGCACUUGGCGGAGAAUUAUUCGAAAAACCCUCGCAAAAUGACGUCCCGAAACGGGAUUACUACCGAUUUUCGGACUUUUCAAAUAAAACAAAUGGACAUAAAAAGUAACCGUUAGAACCGCCUUGACGAGGCCAUUCUAAUUGUAACGAAAACAUUUCUAACUAACAAAUUCGUUAUUAACACGUAUUCACCUAAAACAUUUAUAACGCGUAAAUCGGUAUUAAAAUAAAAUACAAAAUUUGCUCGCAUACCUAUGGUCCCGGGGUAUGUCAAUUGUUGGCAUUUUUUAAUAUAUUUUUUUUUUAAAUUUUAUCUUAUGUCAUUUUGUCCCCUUCGUUUUUUAGUCUAAAUUGCAUAAGUAUGUGUAUUUUGAAAAAUUAAAUUUGCUUUCAUUGAAAAUUACACGGUAUUAAACCCUUCUUCUCCGGAUCAAAAAUGAUUGCAUUAUAGAACUUUAUUUACUCUACGUAGAACUAUAAUAGUUAUAUUUUUUGUUUCUUCUUAUUAUUAUUAUUAUUAUUUUUUUUUUUAUCGUAAAAUAUGAAACGUUUACGUCAAUAAUAGUUCAUCUUUACUACCUAUACAUAUCGUUAAAUUUUAUUUAUUAGCGACACAUAAUAAUAUGUAAUAUAGCAAUUAUCGAUCUAUAGAAACGCGUAGUAAAAUUACUUUCCAAUCAUAAUGUAAAACCGGUAUUAGUUUAAUGAUAAGUACACGGUUAAACAGGAAAUAUAAAUACAAUUGCGUAUACCUAAUUCGUUCGACUGAUCGACAUUGCAUUAUUAUAUUGAACUUUCUAUAGAUUUUUAAUGUACACAGGUUAGAGGUAUACAUAAUACAUAAUGCGUAAUAGCUCUUUUUCAUGACGGAUUUGCAAAUUAUUUUCUCGCGUGUUUGCGACAAUAUAUAAUAAAUUUGAAAAAUUUAAUGGCUCGUAAAAAUGUACGCGACAACAAAUCGCCGAAUACCAUUUUAUACGCUAAAACGGAAGGCAAUGUAAGGUAUUAAACAUUUAAGUGUCCAUUAAACCCGUUCGUACACCCGCAACGGAUAUAUUAUUUAUAUAGGUAUUAUAAACUCAAAACAAAUUGUGUUAUCGUACUAAUAGCUAUUAUUCAUUUACGGAAAUAUGUCCCGGUCACAAUUUAUUUUUGACUUUUUGAAUUUCCCACAAAAAAAAAAAAAAAAAAACGUUUAACUCAACUAAAUCGGGCGACAAAAAUCGACGAGUUGAACGAAUCAAAAGCAAUACACAAAUACGAAUUUCACACGAUUUACAAAGCCCAACGACACAAUAUGUCCGACUUACGCACUACUUGAUAAAUAAUUCUCGAAAUCUUAACAGUAAAUCCUGUUGGAAACGUAUUGAAAACAGUCAUUAUUAUUUGCAUAUUACCUGCAGACAUAUGAAUAUCCGACGGCGAUUAUGCAUGGUUAUAGGUCCUCUGUUUUAGCUCGUGGUAGGUACAUAGGCCAAUAAAAUGAUUUCACAGUAAAAAAUAAAAACAAUAAACAUACGUGUAUUGUAUAAUACAAUAUUAAUUUGAAAUCGAUAAAACACACGUUUCAAGUGUUUAAUUAUAUACGUUGGGUUUUCGUAUCGUUCAUACUGUUAAUUUGUAUACGACGAGGACACGCGUAAACACGUUUCCGUAUGCAUUGUUGAUGGACACUAUCGCGUUCGAACGAUUCGAUUUUGGGGGGCGAAAAACUGUUGGAAUAGUUUUUCCGAAUAAAAAUGCUGGGAACAAACAUCCGUUAGCGCGUCGAAACUAUCGAUAGUGUACACUAUCCGGAAGUGUCCACCGAUAAUACGAAUAGUUUGCGUGCGGGCUGAUAUUUGUUUACGUCUGCCGAUGGUUGAUUUUUUUUUUCUGUCUUUUAGAAACGAAAAAAACGUGUUCAAUAGUGCCAAUGGCGCAUUUGUGUGCCAUAACGUGCGCACAUUUCAACAGCCGACGUUUAUACAUUUAUAUAUGUAUGUAGACAAUAUUUAUACACGUUCGAAAUUUCGACACGAAAACCGAAAAUUACAACAAUUACACGCGCGUAUAAAAAUAAACGCCUCGCUUCUAAUAUCAUAUUGUUCGAAAACAUCGUGUUUUCCGUUACACGAAAUGAUUGUCGUCGUCGUCGUCGUUUGGAACGCAAUGACCCGUACAUUAUUGUAGUAUUUUUUUUUUUUUAAGUAACUACGUAUACGAAACGUUAGGUCUAGGUGAUGUGCGUAUAAAUAGAAAUUCGAAUAGUUGGCCAGCUUUUAAUUUUUUUAACAACAAUUAUAUUUCAAAUAAAACGUCUAUACCAAACUAAACAGUGUAUUAUAUACCAGGCUCUUAUUAUGUAGAUUUUUGUUUUGCGCGUUGAACAUUAUUGUUUCCCUUUUACUUUCUGAACGAAGCUAGAAACGUAUUUUGGUUUUACAGUGAUGAGGUGUUUUUUUUUUUUUGUGACUUUCUUGUAGCGCUGUUUUGUCUAAUCGGCGCAUCGAGGUGGUCGUUUUCAUACAUUUCCUCGUAGUUUUUUUAUAAAAUGGUAAAAAUUGGCAAUUUUUUUUUUUUUAGAAUUAUUGUCGAUUUCCAGGUUACCUCGACCACAAUGGAAAAUUAUGACUGCUAAUACUCUAUUCAGAAUUUCUAUUCGUUAGCAAUGGUAUUAUCGUCGCGUACAAAUAUUAAAUUAAUUAUUAUUAAUUGUCCUCACUUCCGACUACUCGACUGAAACAGUAGCGCACCCAACAGCAAUAUGUUUUUAUUAAAAAAUGCCAUAUUAUAGAUUUAUAAAACAUAUUUUUUAAUUUUUUAGAAAACGCAAGUCCGAUCAAGAAUUAUAUCCAGCAAACGCCCGAACAAAUAUCAACAAUACAGUUCGAAAACGAGAUCUCGCCUGUGGCCACUAACGGAAAUCUAAACAGACCUUGCGCUUGGCAAAGUAGUAAGUAUAAAGCAAUAAUAAUAUAACAGAGUGAUGUUUAAAUUCAACUUUUUUUUAGUAUUUUAAACGUACGGAUGACGUUUAGAAUUUAACUUAUUCAAAUAUAUUGUUACCUACUUGAUUUAAUAUUUUUGUUUUUAAUUUUUAAACAUCAUACUCAACAAAUUAACAAAAUACCCCGACAACAUUUUUAAAGUUGAAUUCAGAAUUAUAAACAUCACCUAUAUAUUUAAAAUAUGAAUUAAUAUAUUAAUAUCCAUAGGUUAUAGCCUUAAAAGUACAAAAAAAAAAAAGUUGAAUUUUAAGCAUCGCCCUAACUAAUGUAAUAGGUAUUAUAACAUCCGUACGCAUUUUAUGAAAUAAUUUACAUUCGUGUUGUUCGCGUCGUAAUGCUCGGAGUGAAAAUGUAUUGUAUAGAAGAAAAAAAACUUCUAGUUAACAACGAAAAUACGAAUGUAAAACUCUUACCCGGGAAAGUCUAACUUGUUGUGAAUAGAAACUUGUCGUACGUCUGGUGACAUUCUGUAGUGUCCACUUGACUUGCUGAAGUUUAAUGACACAAUACGUAUAAUAUAGAUGUAGAUGAGUAUAUAAAAAAAAAACAACUUAUUGCAGUCAACUUUUAGCGUCGAAACAUUUUUUUCAGUUCAAAUAUGAAAAAUACGAUUAGUACAUUUUCAUAUUGUAAACAAGAAUGAAAGAAUAUUUAAAGUAUAGUGUACACCUCUAUAGUGUGCACCAUGAUAUUUCAAUUGCGUAUAUAAGUAUUUAUUAAUUUCAUAUUUUUUUUAAAUUUAUCAUACGCAAUUCCAAAUUCGAAUUUUCUAUUUUGUAUUACACCGGUAUUAUUGUAUUGUAAAUUUUUUGCAUUUUUUGUUUUACAAUAUUUUCUGUUUUUUUUUUUUUUUUUUAUGAAAAAUAAAAAUAUCCGUUUUAUUGUACGUGGUAAUGCUAUUUAUGGUACAUAGAAAAAGUUUUUCUCAGUUAUUCGCACUAUUUAUGUUACUAAUACAUCAGCCGGAAAACAGGUUUUCUAUACCUAACAUACGUACGUGAUAUUAUACAAAUGCAAUUAGGAUUUUGCGCCGCCCAUUUAGAAAACAAAAAAAAAUGGUCGGGUAAGUCAGGUCAGGUCAUUUACGGCAAAAUUAAUAUAAUAAAACAAUACUCCGUGGCACGUACUCAUAAAAACGCUGUCUUUAUUAUUGAUUUAUUUAAUCGUUUUAAUUGCUGUACUAUGAUAACAUUGUCGAUAGUCUAAUGUAUGUUUACUGUAUUUAUUGUCAUUUGUAUAAUGGCGGUGAAGUAAUAGUUAUAAAAGAUACACGAUAUCGUUGUUUAUUGGUGAACGCCAGAGUAGACAAGGUGCCUAUAUAAAUCCAACACGAUUUACGAUCAACACAUAAUAUAUUGUCGAUAAUCAUAUUUUAUAUUAUUAUUAUUAUCAUCGACGACAAUUCCGUUCUAAACGGAUUUAUUGAUAAUACAUAACGCACACGCGUCCGUAUUGUAUGUAUAGUGAACAAUAAACGUCAAAAACCGACCAUCAAUAACGACAGUAACAAUGAACCUGCUGCUGAAUAUGCGCCGGAAACCGAAAUUGGACGGGCGACUACUAAUAACUCCAUUUCGCUUAUGAGAAAAGAAAACGCACAGACGAACCGACCGAAUUCGAUGAAAAGCUAAACGUGAAACGCGCGUCGUCCGUUAAAGAUCUAUUGUAGAGGAUCGUGCCGUUUCCGCUCUGAUUGCAAACGAUCUACCGGGGCGUAUUAGUCGGACGUGAAUCCGACCGUCGGGGGUCGAUUGUCGCGUGAACAAACGGCAGACCUCCGGUUAUUAUCCCGACCCGAGACCAGGAGAUAAUGGAAAAGCCUAAGUGCCAUUCGCGAUGAAAACCGAUUAAUCAAUCCGGUUUCGAUCGGACGUCUAUUUGAUCGGGAUAAACGAUCGCGGGAUACGAGCAUUCGAAAAGUUUUAUCGAUUGCCACGCAAUUGUAACGAGCGUUUCUCUUACAUUUCAGAAACCCCCGUGACUUUCGCCAAAAACCGUUGAGAGCACGGUGAAAUGGACCGCGUGGAUCAAGUUGAAACAUAAGAAUCAAUGGAUUUUAUAAGACUCAAUAGUGUUUGAGUCAUUGGCUCGUGUCGACGGGCGACGAUUGUAAUAUCGCGUGACGUCGCUAGAAAUAUUGACAAAUUUGUAUCGAAUAAGUAAAUACCGAUAACAAUAUAAAAGUUUUCAUGUCAAUAAAAAAUGAAUCACUGUCAUUACAAUACUUUCUCUAAAGAAAAAAAAAAUAUGUAUAUUUAUUUUGAUUUAUUGUGUUUACAAAUGCUGUUUAAAGUGUAAUUAAAAAUGUACCCGAAAAUACAAUAUUUGAAAUAAAAACGUGUUUUAUGUUUUUAAUGUUUUAAAUAAUAAAUAAACGCUGGUUUGCAACACGGUCAGAAUCAGUGUCGAGACCGAGAACACUUUUGUGUGUGCGAGGAGGACCUGCGAAUCGUUUAUUCAUACCACCCCGCCAUCCAUUUUACGAACAAAUUGCCAAUAAUUAAUUGUUAUCGCUUCAUCGCGUUACGAGCCUUACGCCUCCGACCACCCGUAUACCUAUGACGAUUUUUUUUUUUUUUUUUUUUUUAAUUUUUUUUUUUGGCACAGGCCUCAACAAAUUCUUCGCCGAACCUCUCGUCGGACAUGUGUACUUUGUAUUCAAUUCGAUAUUCGUAUGGGUACAAUAUUCCCAAAGCAAAUCUAUUAUAAUGAUUAUACGUAUACAACUACCCCGUAUACAAUAUUUAUAAUAGUCUUAUUUCGCUGUGCACAGUCGUUAAAAUGCACGUUGUCUGCGUUUUCGUAUACGCACGUAUAUAGAACCCAAUUUAUUGUUAUUAAUAUCUACUGCAGCCGUGUUUUGUUGUGUAUUAUUCCAGAAGCUAAUAAUAAUGGCUAUAAUAAAGGGGAGGGCGGAUAUUUGCUAAACAGAAGAUUACGCCCGUUAUUACAGGAUUGCAUGUCAAUAUUUUAUUACCCAGAAAGCGCCUUCGGUUUUACUUCCACUUUUUUUUUUUUUAUUUUUUAUUAUUUUUUAUUACAAAAUAUAUAUAUUAUAUAUAUAUAUUUCAAAAAAAAAAAAAAAAAAACAACAAACAGCCCUCGUUUUGUCUCUGUUAAACUAGAACAUGUACCUGCAGCUUUUUUAGUUUUGACCUACUUGUUCGAAAUAACUUUACGCCGUUAUAUUGUAAAAUCUAUACAUAUACUCGUAUAUUAUUAUCAUGUCAGUCGAGACAAAUAAACGUAUAGAUAACUUUUAACGUGGUUUGGUUACUUGCUCAAACAUUAUCGACUAAUGAGAUUUACUAUACCAUUAUAGUUUAAUUUUUUUCGUUAACUUAUUUCAUUUUUGUGUUUUUUUUUUUUUUUUUUUUUUUUUGGUUUAACUGUACUCAUAAUAAAUUAGUUUAUCAUCAGUUUCACCUUUCGACGUCGUGUUUCGCAAUGAAAUGAAUUUAUACGUAUUUGUUGCUAUACAAUAAACUGUAUUAUGUUACCUACCUAUAGCCGAAAUAGAUAAAUCCUUUUCCGGUAUACUCAAUGGUCGUGCGGCCCGAUUUUGAAUUGGUAACUUGACACUAACGACACGCGUAUAUGCAAACGUUUUUGGAACAUUUCUUUUAACCGCAACAAAUAUUAUACAAACAACUAGGCAUAUUGGCGAGCAUAAAACAGUCACUUCCAUUAGUAAUCUUAAAAGAUUGAAUACAGAGUGAUUUGAAUGAUCAAUUUAUAAUUGUCAUUCGUUUCUCCUAUGGUUUAAAUUCUAAACUGCUAGAAGUUAUAUAAACUCGGUUACGUUAAAGACAUUUUACAACCCCUUUCCCCUCGCUCCUUCCCCAAUGCAAGUCUUUGGGGCCACUCCUUUUCGGUAACUCGUGUAAUAAACAAAGGAAAAAAUUAAAACAAAUAAACGUUUCUUAUCCUAAAAAAAAGACACCCACGAGCAACAUAGUUCCGUCACUAGAGUCGAAUUUUCUUCCCCAGUCGACGUGACGCCGCCGUAACAAUAUCAAUCUUUUUUUUUUUUUUAAUUUUAUCUAACAUAUUUAUGGUUGAAAAGAUAUUAUUACAUUUUAGUCAAUAGGAGUACUUAACAAUCGGUAUUUUAUGUGAAAACGUGAAAUUUAAGCAUUAAAAUAAUCGAGGAGAGGUUAAAAGUUGAUACCCCCCCCCAAAAAAGGCAUUUAUCUUUGGUACUUACGCCAAUCACAACAUACAAAAUUGCAUCCCCUGACUUCAUUUGGAAUGGUCUGCAGGGGCCGGUGUAAAAAGCCAAAAAACAGCAUCCCCCACAAGAGCACAACGAAACACAACACAAAUUGCAUGACAGUGUCGAAUUUGAACUCUUUUGUUCAGAGAGAACCGCUAAAAGUGUCCGAAAUUGCGAGUAAAAAAAAAAAAAAAACUCCUAUGAAUUGGUGCAGCGUCAAAGAUAAAAACGAACGUAUUGCAAUAAUAAUAUUAUGAACUUUACGGUAGAUUUUCGGGAAUUAAUUUAUAUCAGUUCGAAUUUUCUAUUAAUAUUUUUUAAUAUAACGUAUAUUUUUGACACUGGUCCUUGUCGCACCGGGGCACGCGCUACAUAAUGACGUACGCAGUACGGUUCGAUAAUUUUCGAAUUUUCGAGGGGAAAUUCGUCUAUACGUCUAUACGCCCAAUUAGGCACGCGUUUUUCGUUCGUGAAAUCGAAAUGGUGGGGGGGGAGGGAAAUAACAAUAAUAAUAGCGGCGGGCAAAAAAUCAACUACACCGACAUUAUACGCGUAUAUAUAGGGAAUGUGGAUGCAUAUUACGUUAACGAAUAAAAAAAAAAAAAAAAAAUAAAAAUAUAAACGUACAUGCAGAAUUUUACUACCCUCGCGAAACGUAUACACGUAAAACGAAAAUAUAUACGUAUAAUACGUACGUAUAUAACGUAUAUACCUAUUAUAUACGUCCCGCGUAAAAAAUAACGAACGAUUUUUUCGGGCAUUUCGUACGUACGUAUAAAUUAUGCGUGUACGCGGCGCGACGGAAAACGAGGGAGGGAAACGCGCCUGUUCCGCCGCGCCCCAUUCCCCUGCCUACCGCGAAAAACGGAAAUCGGGAACCGUUCGUGUCUCGUGCCUACACGUAUACACACCGCCGCGUGUGUACGAUACAUAAUAUAAUUAUGUAUACACGCAUAUAUUUAUAUGUAUAUAUAUGUAUUAUGUAUUUAUGUAUACAGCGUGUUUUAUUAGCGCGCGUCUAAGCACGCGAAUUCCGAUCGCGCCGAAGUGUAUAGAGCCGCCGCGCGCCCCGAUAGCUCAGUAAACCACGGGAACGUACCGGGGUCCGACACAUCGCACACAUUCCGACGCCCGUUUCCGUCCGCGCGACGGCGAUAGCAAAAAAUAUCGUAACACGCGCGCUCCGAUAUUUCGUGAUCGUUCUCCGACAAGGUACGUGGGUAUAAUAAUCAAUGUUAAAAACGAUUCGAUAGUUUCUUCGCGGUCGCGCCGCCUCUCACGCCGUACCGUGUUAUGUUUCCCCGAACGAACAUUCAACACGAGUAAUAUCUUUAGAACUUUUUUUACUUUAUAGUUAGUAUUAUCUCGCACAUUGGUUUGCGGUAUUCGUUUGGUUUUUUUUUGUUUUUUAUCUCCGCCGAGUUUACGGACGCUCGCGCGCGCGCCGCGAUCGGAGCGUAUUUACGUACCGGGCACGAAAAAUCAUCGCGCGGCCGUCGUUAGCCGCGCACCGAUAUCUAACAUUUCCCCCAACACCCCCCGGACGCUCUUGAACGUCGCGGCGCAAAGCGAAUUUCAAACGUCGCCUCCGCCGAAAACUCGACCGCCGCCGCGCACACCAUCACUCCGCCGAACGUACGGCAACGCCGCGUGGCCCGCCGGGAGGGACCAGGCGUCCGUAAUGUCAAUCACCGAUGGCCCGUCGGUAUCGGCGCGCAUUCGGGGCUCCGUUUUUUUCCCCGUUCCGCGUUCGGCCGUACGGUACCUCCCCGUUUCUCCGUCGCGUCUGUCCGCCGUUUCACGGGGUUUGUCCAUGGUGCGGUCGCCGAACGCGUCCGUCUACCGGAGCGAGUGUAUCGCGCGGCACGCGGUCUAAACGUCCGCACGGUAUUUUCGUCGUUUCCGCGCGCGCGGUCUCACGGUCGCGCCGCGCGUUCCGCUCCGGAAAUCGAUGGGCGACGCGCUCCGGCGGCGGCGGCGGCGGGCGGGCGGUCGGGUCCCGGCCCCGAAACACGCGUACCCGCCCGCGACGCCACGCGUUAUAAUAUUAUUGUAUAUCGCGAUGGUUUUGCGCCGUUUUCCCUUUCCGCCGUCAUACGACCCGCCGAAAAACCGUACGGAAUAAUAAUUUAUCGAUUCCGCCCCGUUUCGUUUCGUGCGCCGGCGACGACGACAAUAAUAAUAACAAUAAUAAUAAUAUGUAACGUCGAUAAUGAUAAUAUUGCGUACCAAUACGAGUGCCGUUGUAUUAUUAACGUACGUACGUGUGUAACACACGGCGCACACUCUGUCGGCCGGCGCGGGCGAGUGCGGCGCGCGCGUUACGUACGGCGCCGUUUGGCGUUUUGCUUACGCCGUGCGGUUUUCUGCCCGGACGGUUUAAUUGCGCGUUGUUGCUGAUAACGGGCCCGCGGCGGAGUGGCGCCCGCGACCGCCGCGCCGCACGAAACGCGUGCAUAUCGUUACCGUUAUUAUUGUUGUUACACACAAGUACCCGAAUGCGUAACACCCCGUAAUCCGCAUAAUAUUUUUGUGUAUACAAUAUUGUAUGUAUAUAUAUAUAUACAAUAUUGUGUGUGUGUGUAUAUAUAUAUAUAUAUACAUAUAAUGUUACUUUGUUGUAAUGUUUAGGUGGUCGCGAGAAACGGACGGAUAUUGUAGGAUAAAAAUUAAAAAUUAAUAAAUAAAAAAACAAACAAAAAAAAACGCAGUUAAAACUUAAAACGAAACGAUCGAUGCGAAUAAAUAAAAUAUCUACUGAAUAUUAUAUACGUUGCGAUAUAAAAAAAACGGUAUAACCGUCGGACGUAAAUACAUUGUAUUCAAUACGCGCGUAAAUAAUUUAAUAUGCUAAAUAAUUGUUUUCACUAAUAUUGGCGUACGCUUAAAACCGGCAAUACUUAUAAAAAAUACAUAAUAGAUAUUUAAAUCUAUAAUAUGGAUAAUCUGCACCGUCAAAAUAACGCGGUAGAACCCGCCGCCGGCGGUUAUGGUUCGGACGCGGCCGCCAGAAUAAGUCAAUCGCACACCACGGUAAGAGAUUAAUAUUUUCGCAUUUUGCACGCGCCGCCGGUAUGUCCGUGAAAACCGACAAACAAUUAAUAUCGCUUUCCCGGCAUCGUUUACACAAUUAUUAUUUUCGUAUCGAAAUGCCAUCUUACGCGCCCGCAUAAACUACGUAACGUUACGGGCCCGUUGCAGUUCUGCGGGCCCGUUAGUGUACGCGCGUAAUAUAGUACGUUAUUGUGUGUGUUUUUUUUUUUUUUUUCUUUUUCUAAUUUCCGUUAGACUGCGGCGUUGUCCAAGCCCCAACAGCGGGCACCGGAAUUCGGCGCGAGACAACCGCGGCCCGAAUUCUAUCAGCCACAACAGCAACAACCGCAGCAGCAACAACAGCAACCGCAGCAGCAACAGCAGCAGCAACAAGGACCUUACGGCGCGCCCAACAGACCGCCGCCGGGCCAACAACAACAGCGGCCGCCGCCGCCGCAACAGCAACAACCGAGAACGCCCGGCGAAAGGGUCAGCCCCUGGAAUCUUAUCCGACAGACUUUGCCGCCGGAAAUAAUAGCCCGCGGGCCGUCGCAACAACAAUUUCAGCGACCCCCGCCGCCGCCGCAGCAGCAGCAACAACAGUACUACAACAUGCAACAGAGACCGCAGCAGCCCGUCACGCCGAUGCAGGAACGCCGGCCGACGCUGUCCCGGAAUGAGGACAGGCAACCGUUCCGGCCUGAAAACGGUAGGCCGACGGCUGUCAGCAGGCCCGUCAACGACGACGACGACGACGAGGAAGUGGUGGUCAACGCGCCGAACAAUCAGCAGCCGGCACAGCAACCGCCGCCGCCGUUGAACCGGAGGGACUCGGCGUUACUGGGCGGCGGGGGCAGAGCUCCCGAAACGCCCGGGGAUCCGAACAGGCAGUGGCAGAGACCGGGAGCCGGAGCCGUGCCGCCGUACGGCAAACCGCCGGAUCAACAAUACGGCCGACAGUCGAUGGUGAUACCCGAAGGCCAAGAACAGCGUUACCCGCCACAGCCGGCGGCGGUGGCGGCAGGAAAUUACAACAGGCAACAGUUGCAGGACGACGACAACGGUAGGCGGCCGAAAGACGGCCAAAAGGGUCCCCGUGACGCUGCGGCGCCGUUGACGAGACGGGACAGCGUGUUGGAAGCCAAUCUCAAAGCGACUGCUGACGCGUCGUCCCGCAGGAACGAAGGACCGGUCGAGUACGUUAGGAGACCCGUGGCGCCGUCGGAAAUACCGCAACAGGACGAUAGCGGCGGUGGCAGACGGCCGCUGGAUCUGCAGGGUGGCAAGAGACCGCCGUUACCGCCAUCUCCGGACGUCCAGGAGGACUCUAGACGGGCGCCGGAACACAAGAAAACCGCGGAACAGGAAGACGCAGGCGGUAAUAGGCGUCCGUCGGACCACAGAAACCGACCGGCGGGCGCCGAUCAAGGCGCCGCCGGGGCAGCGGUCAAGUCGGUCGCAUCCCGGCCGGACGCAAACAAAGACGGCGGGUCGACCGCCAGGGACGACGAGCAGCAGCAGCAGCAGCAGCAGCCGCGAGCGUACGAACAGCGCAAGACGUCACUGGAAAAAGAACCGGCCGGGCCGAAGGCCGCGGCGGUCGAGCACGGCAACAGGGCUUCGGAACUCAGAAAGGCGCACUUCGAGGCCACCCACUUGAAACCGGUCAAAGAGCAGACGCAGUUCUCGAAAGCGGCGACGUCGGACGGCGGGGCGUCGCCGUCGGGCAGAGAUCCGCCGAAAGCCGCGGGUGACACCAAGUACAAAGAUUACGCGACCGUCGCCGCGACCAGGCCGAAGGACGGGAACGAAACGGACAGCGACCCGACGCGGACGCCACCGGACAACGCGGACGAUCCGCCGUUUAUUUCGCAGAGUAAAAACGCGCGGCCCGAUACUUUGAAAAUAAUCAAAGGUACAUCGCCAAGUUAAGAUUGCACGGUAAACAAUACAAACGUAGCCACGGACAAAAGUCUGUGUACGACACGACGCGGUUGUUUGUCACUCAAUUGCGGUUGUUUUAUUUUCGUUUUUUUUUUUUUUUUUUUUUUUUUUUAUUGUCACUAUAUUUACACGGCGCCAAUGGGCAAUAACAUUUAUCUCACGCACAAAUACAUAACAUGCAUAAAAUACAUGCAGUACAUAAAACACAUCGCGUAUUUGUACGAAAAUACUGUGACCGUAUAUUUACUGUACACGCUGUUCUGUGGACGAUUUAUCCGUAUGCGGACGGUUUGUCGUAUUGUUUUGAAAGUCCGAGAAAAAAAAAAUUACAACGAUACAAUAACAUCGUAAUCCACUACGUACACAUGCACUGCGUACAUUUUCUAGUCCGUCGACACCAUUAACAUUAUCCCGUUACAUAAAAAACGCGUAAUAAAUGCAUAUUUUCUUCUUCUUUGCAGAUAACGAACCGUUCAAAGAUUCGUCCAACACGAAAGUAAGUCUCCGAUAAUAUCCGUACCCGUGUUGAGCCGCGGUUAUCGCGGCGCGUAUGACGACGGGUCGUCGGCCCGAUUCCCAACAAUAUUGUCCUCGCUCCGAAACGACAAAAGAAGCGGAAAACGUUCCGUCGCAAAUGCCGCGACUCCGACGGGACGGCGCGUGUUGCAACGGACGUCCGGCGGAAACGAGUAGAGUUUCUCCGAAGCACGACGUGGUCGUUGCAUUUUUUUUUUUUUUUUAUCGGCACUUUCGAGUCGGCAUGCUUUCAAACUACGCGUUUUCAAACGCCGUAAACACAAGACCGCGUUACUGGAGUCGCGACAAUUAUUGUUGGGCUGUAGGGCCGAUGACCGUGAGAAAUGCAAUGUUUUUUUACGCGCGAUUUUUUUUUUUUUUUUUUUUCAUUUUCUUUCAGAGUUACUAUCGGGGCGACGACCCGGGCAAGUCGCCGAGCAAAAUCCCGAAAAAAGAUCGGUCGGAACUGAAAACGCCCACCAGGGCCGUCACGCCAAAAUCGCCGGAAAGCGUGCAGAUGUCCGCCACCGGACAAAAGAGUGCGUACCUACACACGCGAACGGUUUUCGCUCACUUUUUUUUUUUUUUCUUUCGUAAACUAAAAAAAAACCCCGUUCGAAAAUCACCGCGACAAUUUUCCCGUCCGUAAUCUAUACGCGACUCUCAGCUGUACUCGGAAAUAUCCGAGUAUCGGUCGCAAAUGUAAUGAUAACGAAAAGGAGAAACAAUUUGAUUUGAAAACCAAUAAUAAAUUGUACGGACCGUUACCCGUUACGGCUGUUGUACUGUACAAUUUUAACCGCGCGUGCGAAAUGUUUUCAUUGUUUGAUUGCGUUCGCUGCACAAGAUUUGUGUUUUUAAACACUCGCGUGUAUUUACAGCUGUCGAACCGGAAGCGCGCCGUCCGGAUUUACGGGUCUCUCAACAACUGCACGUUUAAAAGGGGCCCGUAAUCGUGGAUAAGACAAAAUUCAAAAUGUAUUAUAAUAAAUAUAAUAAAUCAUAUACUAAUACCGCCAAAUAUCCGAUUAAUCUCCUUCCCCUCCCCUCCGAAAAAAACUGGGAGUUCUAGUCCCGUAACGGUGUGUAGUAAAACCGGACGAUCGCUUUUCAGAGUUGCCGAUGAACAAGGUGCAAGUGGGAGCCGCACCAUCACCGAAUCUCAAGGUGGUCCGGUCGAAAGUCGGCUCGUUGCAAAACACCAGUUACAAACCGGGCGGCGGACAAGUGAAAAUCGAAAACAGAAAACUCGAAUGGAAAGCCGGGACGAGGGUGGUGGCGAAAAACGACACUUACGUUCCGGGAGGAGGCGACAAGAAGGUACGGGAUCACAUAGAAUUAAUAUAAAUUAAUAUUACAGUGCCCAUUCGUAUGUAUAAUAAUUUUGUUUUGUUUUUUGUUGCCAUUCCGUUGUUUUUUUAUUAUUUUUUAUCGAUUUUGCAACCGAUCACUGAUAGUGACAUCUGUCGCCUUUGUCUGUCUAAAUAGAAUCAACAAUAAAUUUAAAUUGGAAAUAGGCAUGAAACUUCCAUUAUGUAAUACACACAAUUUACUAGACCUAAAUCAGAAAUUAUUUUACCAUAUUAAAGACGACAUCAUUUAUUAUGCUUUCAAAUAGGGAUUUCUUUUUUUCUUUUUUUAAUUUAUUUCCCAGAUAAUCUAUUCGUACAUCAAACUUUUAAAAAAAUGUAUACCAUUUUUUGUUAUUUAAUAAAUAUUUCCGUCUUCUAUUUGGUAUAACUGUUUUUGUUUUAGAUCUAUUAGAUCCCGAGUGCUAUUGGAUAUACGAAAACACUCUUUUGCUACAUUACCCUUUAGAUAAAUUCAGGCAAGACUCCUGACUAUGAGGCCCCGUUAACGCGACCUAACCGUUAUAAAUCGCAUAGGUAUUAUCCAAACAUUUUUCUUUAAUUCGACCGUGACGUUUAAACCAUUUUCGUUCGUAAAAUUCAUAUUGUAAGCACAACGGUGUCCAUAAUCUUCGAUACAAUAGUGUCUUUGAAUACUUAUCUUAUAUAUAAUUCUAUUUUGUACCGCGAUGAAAAUUCUGAAAAGUAUCGAGUAUUUUGUAUUGGAAUACUAAAAUCAAGGUAUCUAUAGUAUUGAGUGUAUAGAUACUCAUUUCGAAGCAUCUUGCCCAUAGGAAGGAAGAAAGAGGGAUAAGCUGGGUCUCGCUUUGACUUUUCGACAAAAAAAAAAAAAAAUUUUAAAUUGAUCGUGAUUGUAUGAAAAUACGGAGAAUUGUUGGGAAUAUCGAUAAAUGUUUUAAACAAAUAACUACCGCGUCUUUUAAGAAUAUUUUGAAUUUGAAUUUAUUGAAUAUCGAAUAUCUAAAGUAUUUAAAUACACUUACAGUUAUAAGUAACGAGUAUCUUAUAUUUCGAUUGUAAAAUAGAUGCAUUUAAAUCAACGCAUCUAGAAUCUAGAUAGAUACCCAUUACAAAGUAUAUCGCCCUUUCCUGAUCAUAUGAAAUUUAAAGAUAUAACCACGAAACAAAUGUGUUAAAUCGUUUAGACGUAUAGGAUAACAUUAUGGAUAAUCUAAGCAAGUAUAUAAAUAUAUAGGUAUUGAACGAAUGAAAUUUGUCUAGAUUCAAAGCGUCAAGUUGCAAUGGAAUGCCAAACCUAAAGUCGGUUCGCUAGAAAACAAAACGCACAAGCCCGGCGGCGGUGACAAAAAAAUUGAAACCGUAAAACUAGACUUCAAAGACAAGGCGAAACCGAAAAUCGGGUCCAAAGACAACAUCAAACACACUCCGGGCGGAGGAACUGUUAAGGUAUAAUAAUAGAAACGUUUCAAUGUAAAGAAAAAUCGUAAAAACAAAGUUAAAUCGGUUUUUCAAGCUUUAAAUAACGGAAAUAAUGAUAACAAAGUUUGUUCGUGAAAUAUACUAAUAUAAUUUAUUCUGAAAUUAAAACGCGCGUAAAAUAAGCAUACCGUAAAAUAUGCUGACGCAAUUAACAUAAAUUUGAUUGUUUUUUAAUUUAAGUUUUCGCGUUUAUAAUAAUCAUUAUCCUCGUACCUAUACACAACAAUCUAAUUGCAUGCGAUUAAUUCCGGAUUGACGUGCGUUCGAAACCAUUAAAUCCGCGGUAAACGACUUACCCACCAACACUACCACCGCCGUGAUGUAGGUAUACAAAAUAUUAUAGGUAGGUGUGUAUCUACAGUGAAUAUUUUUCACUUGUUGACUUCCGUCCCCUCUCCCGUUGAAUAAUUAACCGACUCCACGAGCAAUUACACAUUUUUAGUGAGAACACUGCGGUUUUAAAAAUAGUCUUGAACCGUAAUAAUGAAAUCUACAAUAUUAUAUGAACUUUUCUGUACCAUUUUUUUCACCCAGCGUUUCACCGAGUAAUAUUAUUUUGAGAAAUAUUCGAGUUGGGUCUGCGGGGUGUUAUUUGAUUGUGUGCCUGCUCAAAUUGGUUCCGCGGUGACAAUAUAUCAUAUUAAAUCCGCAAUAAUGAAAAUUAAUGUUUGAUAUUAAAAAUAAAAUGAUAACAAUAGUAAUAAUUUCAACGUUUUUAUAAUUGUCUAUUCGCACAAGAGCGAAGUAACAAGAAACAUUUUUUUUUUUUUUUUUUUUUGCCGACAUGAUGUCUCAUCCUGGGUUACUCUAAUAGACUGGACUGACGUUUUCAAUAUAAAUAAUAAUAAAACAAAAUAUACCUAAAUAAAUAUGCCGGGACCCAAUUCGAGGUCAGCCAUUAUUAUGAACAAAUUGAUGAUUUUGUUUUUGUAAUAAUUUUUUUUCGUAGACUUAAUUCACGUUACACGUUUGAAGGACUAAAAGCGGUUUUCUAAAUCAUUUUCAAUUUUGUAAAAUUUUUUCAUUAAUUUACUGUCCAGAGUUUACGUUUUAUUUUGGAAAACAUAUUUGAAUUCUUUGAUUUCUUAUCUGUUUUGUAGGGAUCAUUUAUUUGGGAUUUUUUUUUUUAUUUUGUUAAUUUAGUAAGUACGUGAUUUACCUUUUUUUAUUAAAAUUAACGCAGACAUAGGUGGUGUUCUGAAUAAAAUACUCGUAUUUUGGUUACUGUUUUCAGAAUUCUGUUUAAUCAUUCUGGAUAUUUUAAAAAUACUUUUCGGAUUUAUUCAAUCCUAUAUUCUAAAUACUUUUAACAAGUAUUUGACCAAAAUAUUUUUGUACUUAUAUAUCCAGAAAAAAAUUUCCUAAAGAAUAUAUAAAGAAAAUUUGACUACUAAAAGUAUGUUUAUUAUACUCUGGCUUAUCCGUCUAAAUGUUUGAAAAAACGAAUCGAUUUCAACCACAUAAAUGGUUUUUUUUCAAGUCUAUUCGUAAUCGAUUUGUAUUUUUUAACUAUGCCUAUGUGGAAGUAAUAAUUAUAUAUCCACGUUAUAUUUAUGACCUCAACCGUAUAUCGUGAACAUUGAGAAGGUUGUAUAUUUAAACAAUUUUAUUUUUAGUUUUACGGAAAACCAUAUCUAUUAUUUGUAUAAUCUGUUUAGAGCCAAUCAACACAAUUAUUAGAAAAGGAAUCGCCUGACGUGAGUAACCGUAAAUAAGGUGUAAAAAAAAAAAAAAAAUAAAGUGUAUGGUGAACACAAUAAUAUACUAUAAUACUCACAAACGCUUAUAUUUUUUAUGUGCAUAUUAUACAUAUUUACUUUUUGUUUUUAUACAAAACGUGUGUUGCGUGUUUCCGCCGUCAUUACAAUAUUAUGCAAUCACCACGAAUUGGCGCAACUAGAACCCCGAAACGGGUUUGAACAGAUAGGUACCUUACUUAACCUAUAUAGGGGAACGUGGGACAGAACUGAGAAGUUAGGGUACUUGUAUAAAAAUCUAGAAUUUGUUCAAAAACUGUGACUUUGGUAUUUGAAAUUUGAACCAUGUACAAAUUCAUUAUAGGAUCUGCCAUCUAGUAAUGAAUACGUCAACAUGUUUUAAACAUUUAUAGUACCUAGGCUCAUCAAGUCAAAUAUUAUAAACGAUGUGUAAGUAUUAUUUGCCCCAUUUCGCUCCAUAACAGUUGGGACAUAAUGGGGAUUUCCCACAAAUUGUAUAAUUGUAAUAGGGUAAUUUAGUUUAUACACCUACUACAACUACAACGAUACAUCAUUCCAAACGAAAAACGAUUCUGAGCAUGUUCAAUUAAAUUUGUUUUGAUAAAUUGAAAUUUAAUAUUUUUUUAAUUUUUAGUUAAUAAAUUAAACAAAAUUACCUAUAACAAUAGAUGAAAUCGAUUUUAACAGAAACCGUUAUUCCGUAAAUAUGCUAACGGUUUUCUUCGUUUUUCCCCCCAUCAUUACCUAUCAAUAAAGGCAUCUUAUUUUUCUUCUUUCAGCUUUAGAGACCAUUGAUGUUCAUGGAUGCAAAAUAGAUAUUUUUCGCCUCUCUCUAGCUGCCCUAAGCUAGGUACCUACUUCGUUAAAAUUGUCUAUUUCUAGUUGGCUUUGAUCCAUAUGUGCUUCGGCCUUCCCACCGAUCUCAUUCCCAGAGGGAUCCAGUUUAGCGUAUAUCAUUUACAAUUGAUUUAGCCCUUAUUACGAGACUCAACCAGCUCAGUCUUUUGUACCACAUUUUAGCUAAUAUACUCCUGCACUUCAAAAGUUUGAUCUACCUAAUUUCAUGAAUUUGAGUCUCUUUAUUUGUUUGGGAUACCCAUAAUAGGUUUAAACGUGAAAACAUUUACCGGCUACUCCUAUACUAGCUUUAUACGCGAAUAUUCAGUCCAUGAAAUUCACCAUAUUUACAUAUUUCUCUAUAUCAAGUUCGUUCGUGAUAUACGUUGAUUUUCUCGUUAGAGUUUUACCAAAGUGUUAAGAAUUUCUCUGAUAAACAGGUGUCUUAACAAAUCCCCGCAGGAAAAAAAUUAAGUCAUAGGCAAAAACCUACAAACACGGAUUAAAGAACAGCAAAAUUUGUUCGAUUAAAAAUAGUGGUUUCACCUAAAGACUAGCCAACAAAAAUAAUGUCCUAGUUGCGCCAACGUACUAUAUACACCAUCGCCACGUCGUAUUACAUAUUAUUGUUAUUAUAUUAUACACCUGUGUGUGUUAUGGUCUGCAGUGCAUUUAUUUAUUUAUAUUGUUUUACGCGAACGUUGUUUGAGGACACUACAAAAAACAAGCAAUUUGUUGAUGUUAUUAUAACAUAUUUGUGACAUUUACGUUGACCGUAUCUUCGAUACCAAACAUAAUGUAAUAAUUAAUACUAUUUACGACAUAUUAUACACAGAUCAUCGAAGAUCAAAAAUUGGAGAUAAAAGCUCAGAGCAAAAUUGGCUCGUUAGACAACGUGAAACACAAGCCGGGUGGCGGAGAAGUGAAAAUAUUCGACGACAAAAGUUACAUAAAACAAACGGCAGCACAGAUCGGUACUCCAACCAAAUCGCAGGUACCUGUCCACGGUUUCGUUUAAUUAUUAAUUAUUAUUUAUUAAUAAUAUUCGUAAUUCAAACAACGCUGUAAAAUAAUUUGUAGGUGCAUUAUAAAAUAAAUCCAUCUACCUAAAUACAAUAUUAUAAAACUAUAAAUGUUCAUUGAACAAACGAGACAAAAAUAAUUUUCAACAGCCACUAAUCAAUAUCUGUGUUUUCCCAACACAAAUUGAAUAUUUAAAUGUAAAAAUGUAUUCGGCAUUCUGGUAGGCAUCUAUCUUUUACACAUAGAACAAAAUUUGAUUAAUACAUUUUUUAUGCAUCCAAAUAUUUGUACACAAAUAGGUACUUCAAUAGUUUAAACAUAUUUUUGCUCAUUUUUGAACCAUUUAAUUUAUAUUUUUAAUAUAAUACAGUGAUCAAUCUAUCACAAAACACCCAUUAUCUUGGAAAGUAUUAACUUUUUUCGGAAUUUGUUUUAUAGAACAUCUAGGAAACAAGCAGUUCUAUAAAUUUGCAUUUAUGUUACUUUUGGGGAUAAAACCAUUACCUAAUUUUGAUUUUCAAAUGUCAAACUACAUUAAAAAUUCCAUAAAUAGAUGGGGUAUUAGUUAAAUUAUUUAAGGAAUUUUAAAUUCAUAGACACAUUGAUCACCUUACAUAUAAUAGAUACCCAUUAGUUGAAUAUGUGGAAAAAAAUAAUUAAAUACGUUCAAUAAUUCAUCCCGGACAAAUAAGCAUUCAAUUUAUUUAUACCUACUAUUAAUUAAUUAUGGUUUUAAAAUUAUUAAAACUGUAUUGUGAGUAAUAAAAAAUAAUGAUAUUAAAUAUAAACAAACAUGUAUUAUAUUAUACCAUUACACUUGCACAAAUUUCGGUGGCUUUUUAGAUGAUAAAUAUUCUAUUACAAUAUUAUAUAGUACAUCACAACAGUUGUAUAAACGCACAGCUUAACUGACUUAUUUACAGAGCUCGAGAUCAUCACUGGCCGGUAAUGUAGCCGAACAAGAAAUUUAAUCAACCAUCAUCAUCAUCAUCAUCACACUUCAUAAGCGUUAUUCUGUUAUUCGUAUUUCAUAAUCGAAGUACUCAUUAUAUACAAUAAUAAUAUAGUAUUAAUGCUUUUGCCAUGGCUAAAAGCCAGAGCACAUAAUAUAUUGUACAUUGAUAUUUAUAUUGAUUAUUACUAAACUAAACAAUAAUUAUUAUGUUUGCACUACAGUAAGACACUCGCUGGUACAUGUACGUAAUAAUAAUAAUUCAAUGUAAAAGCAAAAUUUUGUACUAUAUUUUAUCGAUUUUAAAAAUACAACUUUACUAUCUCUUUUUUGUAACACUGCAAUGCUUGUUGUUGUUGUAUUUCAUUGUUACAUAGCUCCGGAGGAGUUCUAGUAUGAAAAGUCCAGUGGGUAUGAAGUCAUAUAGCCUUGACGAACGACCCAAAAGUCAAGUCAAAAUUGUUGUAACACCAACUAGCGAUGAAGAUUUGAAUACUAAAAUAGGAACAAACGUGGGCAGUGGUGGGCUUAGGAGAUCAGCAAACAGUCGAUCACCGUCAUUACAAAAUAAUAUAGUUAUACCUGAAGAAGCAGUUAGAUCAAAAAAAUGAUAAAACAUAAUCAAAAUUUAAAAAUUAUGUAUUUUGCCAUCUUUUUACAGAGUAUUUUCAUAAACCAAAAAUGUGUCACAAGGUUAUUAAUUUUACAGCUUCGUAUAAUAACCACAUAGUUAAGAUUUUACAUUUUGAUAUUUUAGAUAGGUACAUUACUAUGAUACAAUAUGCACAUUUUGUAUGAUAAUUAUAAAUUACUUAAUUCAUACACCAAUAUAAAAUCAAAAUACAAUAAGUUUAAAGAUACAGUAAGUAUAAAAGUAAUAUUGGAAAAAAUAUUGUAGAUACUUAACUAAACGAAAAUUAGGCACAAAUCAAAACAGAAUUCAGUACCUAUACAAUAAAAUACAAUUUUGAAUUUUAAAAAUAAACUAAAGAAAAUAAUAGAAACUUCAAUCUUGAUGAUUACAUAUUCAACCAGUGUCGAUUAUUUUUGAUACAUAUUCGUUUGGUUCAUUCUAGUCCUAUAAUAUUAACUUAACUUUUAGCUUUUGGUCAAUGGGAUUUUACUAACUAUUUACACUUAAAAAAUUCAAAUUUAAAUUUGGUAUAACGUCUUGAAUGUCUUAAGCACUCUAAAAUAAACCAGAUACUCAUAAUUCACUAUUAAAAAAAAAAAAAAAAAAAUUAUAAUAAUAAUUAGAAAAUAAACAAAUGAUUGAUAUUUAUUUAAGGUGUUUCUGGAAGUGAAGUCAGUCUUAUAUUAUGAAAAUACUCCAUUUCCAUUAUUUUUUCAGCGGACAUUCUGUUUGCAGGGUUGUAGGUACAUAAUGCCUGGUGUUAAAACAAUAAUGCAAUACAAUUAUUACAGUUAAUUGUAUGUAAUAAAACUAAAAGAAUAAUUAUAUUAUUAAUUUAAUUUAUACGUUAUUGGUAAAUUUGGUGUUUGAAAUACUUAGAUUGAGUGAUCAAUCUCAUAAUUUAUUGUAUAAUAUAUGACAUUUUUUGAGUAGUUUUACUUGUUAAAAUAAGACAUACAAUUGAUAUAGAAUUUAAAUACCUUAAAUAAUAUAAAUUAAUUAAUUAUUUUAUAGAAUUAUACAUUUACCUAUGCUAUAACUUAACUUCUAUAUCCUGAAUAACAUUAAUGGUUUUUAAAACACUAAGAUUUGCUGUAAAUGAAUGACCCAAAAUAUAUUUUGUAUGAACACAUUAAAAUACUCUAAAAAAUAUUUUAUACCCAUAAGAAAUCAUGACCUAUAUAUUAUAGAAACUAAUUUUGUAUUUAUUAAUCCCAAUUAUUACCUCUCAUUAAUAAUAAAUUACAAAAAUCAAUAUACUCACUAUAGGUAUAGUAAUUUUUAAUAAUAUCAUUAAUUUGAAUAAUGUACAUAAAAUUUCACUAUUGAUUAGUAGCACAUAUAUUUUAUUUUUUGUAACUAGCAAUUUAUUUUGUUUUAAAUUAUGAUUAAUUUGUUAAUAUAUUUUUAUUUUUUAUUAUUAUUAUUAUUAUUACUAUUAUUCUGUUAUAAUAAACACUGUUACUCACGUAAAAAACUUUUUGUUGAUUUUUUUCAUUAAGUUCAGGUAAGAAAUCAUCUAUAUGGCGUGCAUCCCAUAAUGGAAAUAAUGGUUUAAAAUCAGGGUAUCUAUGCACUCCAGGCCAUGUGCUGUCAGUCGGAGUUCCAAGAGUGCGAAAUAUUCUAAAUAACUGGUCAAUUUCUGAAUCACCCGGAAACAAUGGUCUCAAAGUCAUCUAUUUGAAUAAUUGAAUGCAACAAUAGUAUAAAA